Cannabis sativa is the source of this 1329-nucleotide messenger RNA. RefSeq lists its product as uncharacterized. Bases 1 to 1329 code for a protein of 442 amino acids. Lineage: Eukaryota; Viridiplantae; Streptophyta; Magnoliopsida; Rosales; Cannabaceae. The transcript has 3 exons. The record is from RefSeq and is a predicted model, not a curated record.
AUGGAAUUGAUGACAUUGGUGCUUUACUACAAUGGUAAAAUUGUGGAUAAAUGCAUAUACACUGAUUAUGAAGUCACAGGGAUACUAUUACCAAAAAGUUUCUCAUACAAUGACCUACAAACCAAAAUUUGUAGUGAGUUAGACUUGAACAACAAGACACUAAUCAGUAUGGAAAUCCUGUUUCAAAUACGACCAACUAUACCACCAAUGAAGAUUAAGGAUGACAGUGGCUGCAGAUUCUAUGAGCAAAUAAGGAAAAAAAAUGAUGAUGAGGCUGCAUACCCAUUACUCAUUAACUUUUCAGUGUCUUCAGACCCCAACCAAAGUCUAUCAGACCAAAAAUUAUCAUGCAUUCCCCACUCAACUCAAAUAGACAGCAAUGCUGAACCGUAUGUACAAGAAACCGAAGAGUUACCUACAACAGCUCAACUUGCACAAACAAUUGCAGAAUAUAUAACAGACCAAGUUGAAAAAGCAACCAACACAAGCUGGGAGAACACAUCAAACAUAAUUACCGAUCCAAGGGUUGAAAGCAUACAAAUUGGACAACUUUAUAAAGACAAAGACACAAUGAAACUCGCCAUAAGCCUUUAUGCCAUAAAAAUGAAUCAACAAUACAAGGUAAAAAGGUCAUCAUCCAAGGACUACAGCCUAAUAUGUGUUGACAGUAACUGCAAAUGGAUCAUAAACCCCAAAAGAAACUACAAACCAAAUGACAUUGUUGAAGACAUAGCAGAAGAUUAUAGUAUCUCCAUCUCCUACCACAAAGCAUGGAGAGCAAAAGAAAAAGCUACUUUCGACGUUAAAGGUAGCCCAUAUGAUUCAUACAAUGAAAUCCCUGGCUUCCUAUACAUGAUUCAAAAAUGCAACCCAGGAACAAUAACAGAUCUUGUACAAGAUGAUGAGGGGAGAUUCAAAUACUGUUUCUUUGCAUUAGCAUCUUCUAUCAAAGGCUGGAAUCACUGCACACCAAUAAUAGUUGUGGAUGCAACUUUUUUGAAGAAUGCAUAUGGAGGUACUCUUAUAGUUGCUAAUGCACAAGAUGCUGACAGACAUGUAUUUCCACUAGCUUUUGCAAUAGUCGAUUCAGAAAAUGAUGCGUCAUGGCAAUACUUCAUGGAUAAACUCAAACAAACAUAUGGGGAACGGGAAGAGCAAUGCAUAAUUUCAGAUAGACAUGAAAGUAUCGCCAAAUCAGUGAAAAUAAUAUUUCCCAACUUGAUGCAUGGGGUAUGUUGCUUCCAUCUAUUCCAAAAUAUAAAAUCAAGAUUUAGAAAAGGAGGAGAUGAGCUGAGAGAUGCAUUCUAUCAGGCAAAGAAAAGCAUAUAA